AUGUAUAUGGAUACCCACAGUCCCUUGGGGACGGUUAAAAGGUCCGACGAAGUCAGCCUGGAUACCAACCAAAUCAAAAAUUGGCGGUCAAUAAUUACUCUUAUCGUUUUUGUUAUCACUAGACUCGUUAAUGCGAUUUUGGAUGGCUUAGCUUGCUUGCGCAUUGCACCUCGACGGCAAUCCAAUGCUCAAUUUGGCAAGAAGCCCAGCCGAUUCAUGAAGCUCCAUAUUCCUUUGAAUUUCGUCACCGCACCACUCAUAGCAGAUCUCUUUCUCUUAGCGAUUCUAGCAAUUGGGAAAAAAGAAGUUCACGAUGGAACACUUGGAGCAGAAAACAUUUCACCCAUUGACAUCAUGGUGUUCUUUCUUACCCUGGCUUAUAUUGCUAUCUCAAUUGAUGCUUCAGGACUUAUUCGAUACCUGGCCUUCAAGGUUCUACAAAAAAGUGGUGACUUGGGUCAUCGACUUUUCUUUUACUUAUAUGCCUUCUUCUUUGGUCUCGGUACAUUCAUUGGAAACGACCCUAUCAUUCUUUCCGGCACGGCUUUCCUUGCCUACAUGACUCGAGUCUCGAGUAAUAUUGUUCACCCGAGAGCUUGGAUUCAUGCCCAGUUUGCCAUAGCCAAUAUUGCAUCGGCCAUUCUCGUCUCCUCAAAUCCAACAAAUCUUGUCCUUGCGGGAGCUUUUGAAAUCAAGUUCAUCGUAUACACUGCAAACAUGAUUGUUCCAGUUGUUGUCACAGCCAUCGUCGUCUUUCCGUUCUUGCUCUAUAUUCUAUUUGCAGAUGUUUCUCUCAUCCCAGUCUCUAUCAAAAUGCACGAGCUUUCUGAAGAGGCCAGGAAUCGGAAGCCCGUCAAUCCCAAUAUCCCCCAUGCUAGGGGGACUGCGGAGGAAGAAGAGGACGUUAACAAUGAACAAGGGAAGCUACUUUCGUUGGAAGAAAUCAUGAAUCCAUUUCUUGAUAAAGGAGGUGCUGCAUUUGGAGCGGUCAUCAUGACUGCCACCCUCGUCACCAUAUUGGCUAUUAAUGCCUCCAGUAACUCUGGUAAAGAACACCCUGUGUUCUGGGUCACUUUGCCCGCUGCGUUUGUGAUGUUCUGUUGGGAUGUCAUAUUUGGAUGGAUGCACAGGCAUGAGACGCGAGAGAUUGCUGCAAAGGGCAGACGGGAAAUCGAAGUUGCAAGAGCAGAGCGAGAAAGACAGUCUAUGCAAAACUCUCUCCAAAACUCGCCCGAGCAAAGUCCGUUAGAGACUUCUCAACAGUCACGAAAUACAUCACGCCCUGCAGAUGACAGUACCUCGCUUGAUGCCUUGGAUAGCAGUUUCAACUCCAAGGCCCUUAACCAGGAUUCUCAGACCCCGUUGUCAACAUCCGCUCUGAUCGAAAAGGAGCGAUUCCCCGAAAUUCAAUCGCCUGAUAGUGUCAUUGUCCGAGAUACCCAAAAGUUGGCCUUGGAAUCUUCUCCCGAGCCAGUGGAUUUAUCACAUUCCGCCCUUGAUGUCGAGAAACAUGAUGAGCCAUACCAAGCUGAGACCGAAAAACGAACCACAUUAGUCUCAAUCGCUGCCGAUUCCUACCAGUGGUUACAGGAGACUUUCCCAACUGUCACUGUAGUUGUCUCCCACAUGCCUUUCCCGCUAGUACCGUUUGCGCUGGCUAUGUUCGUGCUUGUACAGGCGCUUGUGACUAAGGGUUGGGUCCCGGUGUUCGCAUACGGAUGGGAUCACUGGGUAACCAAGACUGGUACCGUGGGCGCAAUUGGCGGCAUGGGAUUCUUGUCCGUAAUUCUUUGCAAUUUCGCAGGAACUAAUAUCGGCACAACGAUCCUCUUGUCGCGAGUCAUUCAAUCAUGGCUACAAAUUCACGAAGUAAAUGGCAUUCCUAUUAGCAAUCGCACAUUCUGGGCUACCGUCUAUAGCAUGGCUCUUGGUGUCAACUACGGUGCUUUCAGUACGGCAUUUAGUGCAUCAUUGGCUGGACUUUUGUGGCGAGAUAUUCUGCAGAGAAAACACAUCAGAGUUGGAAGUUUGGAGUUCGCACGUGUCAACCUUCCCAUUAUUGCGAUUGCCAUGGCUGUAGGAUGCACGGUGCUUGUAGGUGAAGUUUAUCUUGUCCGCGACAACUCACCAUACAAACCAUGA
Messenger RNA from Penicillium angulare, 2142 nucleotides. Its product is annotated as putative arsenite efflux transporter ArsB-like. NCBI's taxonomy places the organism in Eukaryota, Fungi, Ascomycota, Eurotiomycetes, Eurotiales, Aspergillaceae. The coding region runs from base 1 to 2142 and encodes 713 amino acids. The record is from RefSeq and is a predicted model, not a curated record. Gene Ontology annotation, cellular component: membrane. The transcript has 3 exons. Gene Ontology annotation, biological process: transmembrane transport.